AUGGAUCUGCUCAAUGUGGUGCCGGCGGACGCCAUGGCCUUCCCCCUCUACUCCCUCCCCGCGGCGGCCAACACCGUCGCCUCGCUCUUCGCCUGGCUCGUCGCGGCCCUCGCCGCCGCCGUCGGCCUCUGGCGCAUCCGCGCGGUCGGCUCCUCCAACAAACUACCCGACGCCGGCGCCCGCAGCAGCACCCUCGUGGACGACAAGCAGCAGAUGCAGGCUCUUUCGUCGCCUGCCGCUGACGAGCCACGACCCGCACGCACCGUGCCGGUGGAGCCGGCUUCCCCUAUUAGCGAGCCGAGCUCGCCGUCCAAGGUCCGGUUCACGGCGUACUACGGCGGGGCCGGAGCUGACGCCGGCAACGAUGGAGUAGUGGAUGGCGUCAGGAAAUGCGCGGACAGGGACGAGGACGAGGACGGCGUGCCCGUCGUCGACGACCAGAGCGAGACGCUGCCGAGACGGACGGCGUCGAUGAGGAUCAGGUCGGUGGCAUCGACGGCGGUGCCCUGCUGGGAGGAGAGGGAGAUGGCGGUGAGGAGGCGGGGAGAUUUGGGCUGGUACCGCCACCUUGACAUGGCAGUGCUCGACGGCACCGUCGUAAGGCUGUGGGACAGCGAGGUCACCGCGGCGGUGGCGUCGCCGAGGGCGCGGCGGGGGAGGGCAGGAUUGGAACUGCACCUGUCACUAUAG
Molecule: messenger RNA, 690 nt
Organism: Triticum turgidum subsp. durum (durum wheat)
Lineage: Eukaryota; Viridiplantae; Streptophyta; Magnoliopsida; Poales; Poaceae
Source: the annotation of a GenBank genome assembly